Molecule: messenger RNA, 2609 nt
Organism: Cervus elaphus (red deer)
Lineage: Eukaryota; Metazoa; Chordata; Mammalia; Artiodactyla; Cervidae
Gene: ALG8
Product: ALG8 alpha-1,3-glucosyltransferase
Exons: 13
Coding region: 666-2210 (514 amino acids)
Biological process (GO): protein N-linked glycosylation
Cellular component (GO): endoplasmic reticulum membrane
Molecular function (GO): dolichyl pyrophosphate Glc1Man9GlcNAc2 alpha-1,3-glucosyltransferase activity
Source: RefSeq, a predicted model, not a curated record
GCCCCGUGGUCGGUCAGGACGGGCGAGAGUAAGCGUGAAUGAGAGGAGGAAAGGGAACUUGAAGUCGUGAGGUCGCUGCUACACUUUGCUAUGCUUCCCACUCAGCCCAUUAGUUGUUAUUUUACCUAUGCACUAGAAUCUGGUGACCAGAGCAUAACUCUGGAUGGCUGGAGUCAUAUCUGGCACUGAUUUUUGUGUUUCUGGGCUUCAGGGUCCUCUUCCUUAAUAUGCAGAUAAACAGUAUCCACCUCCAACAUUCAUUCAAAUACAAUAUUUAUCAACUGCCUCCUGUGCUAAUUAUGCACUGUUCUAAGUCCUGGAGAGGCAGUUGGGGAAGACAUUUACAGUCCUUGUCCUCGAAGGAGUUGGUGGGGGCAGAUGGACGAACAGAAAAGUUUCAGAUUGUGAUGAGGUCUGUGAAAGAGGUAGAGAGCGACUACCCGGCAAGAGUAUACUCUCUUUUAGGAGAUGAUGUUUGAGUUGAAAGCUGUAGGGUGCAGAAGAAUAAGCAAUGUGAAAAGUAGUUCCAGGUAUAGGAAAGAGUAAGUGAAAAGGCCUUGUGGUAAGAAAGAACUGAGUAUUCUAGGAACAGAAAGGGCCCAUUGUGACUGAAGGCAGUAAGGGAUGAGGUAGACAGGGCAGGUCCCUCAGGUUUAGACCAGUGCAUGACACAUGGAUGCAAAACCAAGACUGAAAGCAUGGAAACAACCACCAGAUGUAUACACCAUUCCACAGAUUUUGAAGUACACCGAAACUGGCUUGCUAUCACCCACAGUUUGCCAAUAUCACAGUGGUAUUAUGAGGCAACUUCAGAGUGGACCUUGGAUUACCCCCCCUUUUUCGCAUGGUUUGAGUAUGCCCUGUCACAUGUUGCCAAAUAUUUUGAUCAAGAGAUGCUGAAUGUCCGUAAUCUGAAUUACUCCAGCUCAAGGACCUUACUCUUCCAGAGAUUUUCCGUCAUCUUCACAGAUGCACUCUUUGUGUAUGCUGUCCAUGAGUGCUGUAAAUGCAUUGAUGGGAAAAAAGCAGGCAAAGAACUUACAGAGAAGCCGAAGUUUAUUCUGUCAGUACUACUGCUGUGGAACUUCGGGUUGUUAAUUGUAGACCAUAUUCAUUUCCAGUACAAUGGUUUUUUAUCUGGAUUAAUGCUGCUCUCCAUUGCACGCUUCUUUCAGAAAAGGCACAUGGAAGGAGCAUUUCUCUUUGCUGUUCUCCUACAUUUCAAGCACAUCUACCUCUAUGUAGCACCAGCUUACGGUGUAUAUUUGCUGCGAUCUUACUGUUUCACUGCAAAUAAACCAGAUGGAUCCAUCCGAUGGAACAGCUUCAGCUUUGUCCGCCUUAUUUCCCUGGGAUUGAUUGUCUUCCUAGUUUCUGCUGUUUCACUGGGUCCUUUUCUAGCCUUGAACCAACUGCCUCAAGUCUUUUCCCGACUCUUCCCCUUCAAGAGGGGCCUCUGCCACGCAUAUUGGGCUCCAAACUUCUGGGCUUUGUACAGUGCUUUGGAUAAAGUGCUGUCUGUCAUCGGUUUAGAACUGAAACUUCUUGACCCCAACAAGAUUCCCAAGGCCUCAAUGACAAGUGGUUUAGUUCAGCAGUUCCAACACACAGUCCUUCCCUCAGUGACGCCCUUGGCCACCUUUAUCUGCACUCUGAUUGCCAUGUUGCCCUCUAUUUUCUGUCUUUGGUUUAAACCUCAAGGGCCCAGAGGCUUUCUCCGAUGUCUAAUUCUUUGUGCCUUGAGCUCCUUCAUGUUCGGUUGGCAUGUCCAUGAAAAAGCCAUUCUCCUCGCAGUUCUCCCAAUGAGCCUCUUAUCAGUGGGAAAAGCAGUAGAUGCUUCGAUUUUUCUGAUUCUGACCACAACAGGACAUUAUUCCCUCUUCCCUCUGCUCUUCACUGCACCAGAACUUCCCAUUAAAAUCUUACUCAUGUUACUGUUUACCAUCUAUAGUAUUUCCUCACUGAAGACUCUGUUCAGAAAAGAAAAACCUCUUUUUAAUUGGAUGGAAACUUUCUACCUCCUUGGCCUGGGACCUCUGGAAGUCUUCUGUGAAUUUGUAUUCCCUUUCACCUCCUGGAACCUGAAGUACCCAUUUAUCCCUUUGUUACUGACCUCAGUGUAUUGUGCAGUGGGCAUCACAUAUGCUUGGUUCAAACUGUACGUUUCAGUAUUGACUGACCCUCCUGUCGGCAAGACAAAGAAGCACUGAGUAAAGGAACUGCUUGGAUGUAUUCCAAGCAAUUAUUUCAUGGGAAAUUAAUGAGAACUUAAAGAAAGUUGCUGGUAGCAUGAACCAUUCAUUUCAGUAAAUCUGUGGGAGGACCAUUCUUGUAAACUUGGCCUUGUCCAGCCUAGCAACCUGAUUGUCACCGUGGUGAGAAGCCACUUGUCCUCCAUAAGCAGUGAAAUACAUCUGAAACAAAUCUCGCCUUCCCCUUUUAAAAUUGUCAUUGAGAUUGCUGUGCUUACUCUAGGCAAGAAGGGAGUCUGAUCAACAGCAUGAUUAUCUGUAGCCUAUGAUAACCAUCGUCAGGCUAUAAAGCAUAAUUAAGAUCAUGUGCUAAGGAAAGUAUAAAUAAAAUACCAUUUUGUAUUUCUGCACAAAAAA